UCCUCAUUUUCAAAAUGGAGGAGGCUGAUUUCAAUACCGGUAAUUUGAAAUCGCAUAAAGGGAAGAGCUAUUCAGUAGGAUUUAAGGUCCAACCUUACAUCUCACUCAAAUUUUUACUGCGUGCCUUUGGUAAGUGCCGGAGUGAGAAGACGUUUUAAAAUAAUUAGCGCAUGCUUACUUUUACCGCAUGCCUUUGGUAAGCGCAGGAGUGAGAAUAUGUUUUAAAUUAAUUAGUGCCCCGGCGGCAAUUCAAUUCAAGGAAGUACAGUAUUUUAUUUCAUUGUGUUGUCUCUUACUUUAUUUGAAUAACACUUUUUGUUUGUAUAAAUAUGUUGACUCAAACAUUUUGUGAUAUAUUAAAGUGCCUCAAUGUAUCUUUAAAUGUUCAACAUCUAUUGUUUGUGUUAAAAUGUAAUUAAAAAAAAAAGAUCCUCCGGCUAAAAAUACCUAAGGUCAACCGUGAUUUGUGUUUCAGACGGUUUUUAAAACAAAUAAAAAUGCUUGAAAGCUACACAUAAUAUCCAUGGUUUAAUAUCGAUUAGUUUUUGUAUAAAACACUUUAUUGUAAAUUGUUGAAUUAAACGUCGGUUUACUGCUUCCUGUUGGUGGAACGGAAGAACUGCAACUACCGGAAGUCAAUCAUUAUUUGUGUUUCAGACGGGUUUUAUAACAACAACCCAAAUAAGUGUCAAGAAUAGUCUUUAUGGUAUAAUAUUGUUUUUGUUUUUUUGUUAUUGCGUAAAACUAUAAUGAAAUAGGCAGUUGUACUUCGUCCUGCCGGCAGAAGUGAGGUAGUGACAGGGUUGCUAGGUUAUGUGAAAACAUCUCGCCGGAAGACCAGUCGAAUUGUUUGAAAAUUUGGAUUUAAAAAGGUAUAUUUUAAGUAAACCGCAAAUACUUUUGUUGUGAAGAGCAGUUCAUUUUGUCGGUCAUCUCACCAGAAGACCAGUCGAAUUGUUUUCAAAUUCAGAUUUAAAAAGGCAUAUUUUAGGCCAACCGCAAAUACUUUUAUUGUGAAGAGCAGUUCGUUUCGUCGGUCCGUCUUCCUAAUGACGACCGGGAUCGAUAAGUAGCAGCUUGGCAUGCUAAAUCUUAACUGUCAUGGAGGCCUUUUUGCUCUAACUGAAGCAAUGCCGAACGACCUCCGCCGCUUUGCCGAGAGCUGAGCCGGUGACCAGGCCGAUGAGAGUGCACCAGUGACGGGCCGGGGAAGGGCGAGGUCCAGCCUGCUGGGAGGAUGCAGCAUCCUGCUAGCCUAGACUGAUGACUGGCUGCUUGCACACUUUCAUCUGCAGGGGGAGGCAAGAUGGCCGGUAAGGUGAAGUGGGUGACAGACAUUGAGAAGUCAGUGCUCAUCAAUAACUUUGAGAAGAGGGACUGGAUUCCAGUGACAGAAACCGAAGACUGGAAUUUUUACUGGAUGAGCAUCCAAACCAUCAGGAACGUCUUCAGCGUGGACACGGGCUACCGCUUGACUGACGAGCAGAUGGUCAACCACUUCCCUAACCACUACGAGCUGACCAGGAAGGACCUGAUGAUCAAGAACAUCAAGCGCUACCGCAAGGAGCUGGAGAAGGAAGGGAGCCCGCUGGCAGAGAAGGACGAGAACGGGAAAUACAUCCAUCUCGAUUUUGUCCCGGUGACGUUCAUGCUCCCUGCGGACUACAAUCUCUUUGUGGAGGAGUUCCGCAAGAACCCAUCCAGCACCUGGAUCAUGAAGCCCUGCGGAAAGGCGCAGGGAAAGGGCAUCUUCCUCAUCAACAAGCUUUCUCAGAUCAAAAAGUGGUCCCGGGACAGCCGCACAUCCUCGUUCAUAGCGGCCUCAAGUGGCAAGGAGGCCUACGUCAUUUCUGUUUACAUCGACAAUCCUCUUCUCAUCGGAGGGAAAAAGUUUGACCUGCGUCUCUAUGUUCUAGUCACCACAUAUCGGCCGCUCAAAUGCUACAUGUACACGCUGGGGUUCUGCAGGUUCUGCACGGUGAAGUACACGCCGAGUACGAGCGAGCUGGACAACAUGUUUGUGCAUCUCACUAAUGUUGCCAUCCAAAAACAUGGAGACGACUACAACCACGUUCACGGCGGCAAGUGGACCGUCAGUAACCUGCGUCUGUACUUGGAGAGCACCAGAGGAAAGGAGGUGACCAGUCACCUCUUUGACCAGAUCCAUUGGAUUGUGGUGCAAUCCUUAAAGGCUGUGGCUCCUGUGAUGAACAACGACAAACAUUGUUUCGAGUGUUAUGGCUAUGACAUCAUAAUUGAUGACAAGCUCAAGCCAUGGCUCAUCGAGGUCAACGCGUCGCCCUCCCUGACCUCCAGCACAGCCAACGACCGCAUCCUCAAGUACAACCUCAUCAACGAUACGCUCAACAUCGUCACGCCCAACGGCGAGAUGCCAGACUACCGCUGGAAUCGCAGCCCGCCGCGAGACGCCCUGGGCAACUAUCAAGUUCUGUAUGACGAGGAGCAGGCGCAAGUCGAGAAUGCCGACCUUCGGAGCCGCUCGGGUCAGUCGCUGGGGUCAAAGGGCACCAAGGUCAACACGGGCGUCCGUCCCGCCGCAGCCACCUGGAAGUGAGGCAAGUCCACUGACGACUCUGACGUGCGUCACGAAACCCCAGACGCAGAAAUAACAUUUCUAUCCAGAGUUCAGCCUUUUGUAUUUGUCCGCUUGCUGUUGGAUUGUGCCUUCAAUGGACGGACGACACCUUUCUACCAAACGCUGCCUCUGGAUACUCAUAAUCAUGCCUUGGUUGUUUUUGGCAACUACUACCGUCUCGUUUUUUUUGUUGAGUUUUUUUCUAAGUCCAGAAAAUGAGUGCACAAAACAAGAAAAAAUACAGACAAAAAAGUCAACAUGAAACAUGUAAGAAUGUUUCACUCUUUUAAAAAAAAAAAAACAAUUUAUUAAUUUUAUUGCCAUUAGAGUGUUGAAGUCCUUAAAUUAUUUUAAAAUGAAUAAAAUAUUUAAUGAAA
This is a messenger RNA of Nerophis ophidion (straightnose pipefish), 2973 nucleotides long. It is a transcript of the gene ttll1, whose product is annotated as tubulin tyrosine ligase-like family, member 1. Gene Ontology annotation, biological process: protein polyglutamylation; microtubule cytoskeleton organization. NCBI's taxonomy places the organism in Eukaryota, Metazoa, Chordata, Actinopteri, Syngnathiformes, Syngnathidae. The record is from RefSeq and is a predicted model, not a curated record. Gene Ontology annotation, molecular function: tubulin-glutamic acid ligase activity; tubulin binding. Bases 1307 to 2575 code for a protein of 422 amino acids. Gene Ontology annotation, cellular component: cilium. The transcript is spliced from 10 exons.